Messenger RNA from Marasmius oreades (fairy-ring Marasmius), 387 nucleotides. RefSeq lists its product as uncharacterized. The transcript has a single exon. Bases 1 to 387 code for a protein of 128 amino acids. NCBI's taxonomy places the organism in Eukaryota, Fungi, Basidiomycota, Agaricomycetes, Agaricales, Marasmiaceae. The record is from RefSeq and is a predicted model, not a curated record.
AUGAAACGCAUCGAGGUCGAUAACAUUGCCCUGGAAGCCCGGACCGAGCUUUUGCACGUCGAGAUCGACAACGGCCCAAUCUUGGGUAAAACCAUGGCCACCAACGCCGAGAGCGAUGGGUGGGGAGCGGAGGACUUAGCCAAGGACGAGGUCGCCCACUUUGCGCCAAUUAUUUUUGACCUGAUGGAAGAGCUUUCCAUGUCCUCGUAUGGCCACCUCCACGGCGUCCAAAAACGUCCUAGCCCGUUCUUCCUUAGCCUUUCCGUCGUCAUCGCUGUUCUCCCUCUCCUUGAUCUGCUUCUUCGAUCGUUGAGCACUGGUACUGUACCAUCCGACGGCGUGUUCGAUCGACUCGAGGAACUCGGCGUAGACUCUCUAGCCAAGUAG